CCUUUGUACGCCACGCUCUUGGAUCGCUGCUACGCCGCGCGAGACUCGUUCUUGCUGCUGCGCGCUCACGCGCGCAUUCUCACGAACGGGCUCGCCGAUCACGAUCUCCUGCGGACCAAGCUCUGCGCGGCCUACGCGCGCUGCGAUCGUCUCCAUGAGUCUCUUCUCUUGUUCUCCUUCGCCACUCGCCGGCCAACGUUUCUCUACAACUCACUCAUCCGUGCUCACGCGGAUCGCUCCCGGUUCGCCUUGGCGCUCUCCUUCUUCCAGUUCAUGCUCUCCGAUGGCGUUGCGGCAAAUGUUGCCUGCGUUGCUUCCACUCUUCGAUGCGUCGCCGGCGUCGCUUCCCUCCGCCUCGGCCGCCUUCUUCAUUCCCAUGCCGUUGUCUCGUCUCUCUUAUCUCAAGAUCCCUCCAUUCCCAACUCCCUCAUAGCAAUGUACUCCAGCUGUGGAGAUUUACCAUCUGCUCGCAAGGUGUUCGACGAUAUGCGUCAGCGAAAAAACUUGGUCUCAUAUACCUCAAUGAUCAGCGCACUUGGUACUCAUGGACAUUCCAAAGAAGCGUUCAGCUUGUUCGAGAAAAUCUUGGAGGAAGGUGAAAGGCCAGAUUCGAAGGCUAUCACAGCAGUGCUUGCGGCGUGCGCCCGUGAAGGACUGGUGGAGGAGGGGAGGCGAGUAUUCAAAAUGAUCAGGGCGCGAAGGUUUGGUGCAGUGAGCAUGGGAGUGGAGCAUUUUACAUGCAUGGUGGAUUUGCUUGGGACUGCGGGGUUGGUGGAGGAGACGGAGGUGUUGAUACAUGGGAUGGAUGGGAAGCCGGAUGAGGCGAUGCUCACGGCCUUGCUGAAGGCGUGCCAAACGCAUGGGAAAUUUGAUGCCACCGAGAGAGUGUGGGGUGUGCUGCUCAAGCAAUGCCGCAUGCGCGGGCGGCUGGACGUGGCCGAGAGAAUAGCGGAGCAAGUGUACGGGUCGGGGCGCUGAGAAAAGAGGUAUGGGGAUUCACAACAAAGUUUUCUCAACUUGUGUCUUCCUGGUUUGGUUUUGCUUUUGCCUCCCAGGAAGUAUUUGGGUGGCAGAGGCUUCCCAUGUGGUGUACCCAGAGCUCCAGUCUGUUUCUCCCUCCAUUGUUGACAGUCAAUAUAGGACUGGGUAUCACUUCCAACCCCCCAAGAAUUGGAUUAAUGAUCCAAAUGGGCCAAUGUACCACAAUGGCAUAUACCAUCUCUUCUACCAGUACAACACCAAUGGUUCAGUGUGGGGAAAUAUUGUGUGGGCUCACUCUGUUUCCUUCGACCUGAUCAACUGGAUACCACUGGAGCCGGCCAUCUACCCUUCAAAGAAAUUUGACAUGAAUGGCACCUGGUCCGGCUCGGCGACACUCCUCCCAGGAAACAAACCUGUCAUCUUCUACACUGGCAUUGAUCCUCAAGGCCGUCAGGUCCAAAACCUCGCCUUCCCAAAGGACCUUGCUGAUCCGUAUCUCCGAGAAUGGACCAAACCAGAUUACAACCCUGUCAUCCAACCAGAUGCCUCCAUUGAACCUAGCAAAUUUCGUGACCCGACAACGGCUUGGUUUGGCCUUGAUGGGCUCUGGAGGAUUGUCAUCGGCAGCAGGCGCAAGAUGAGAGGAAUGGCAAUGUUGUACAGGAGCAGAGACUUUGUUAGAUGGGUGAAGGCCAAGCACCCAUUGCACUCCUCCAAGGAUACCGGAAUGUGGGAAUGCCCGGACUUUUUCCCAGUGUCCUUGAAGGGUAAGAGAGGUCUUGAGACAUCUGUGAGUGGACCUGGAGUGAAGCAUGUGCUCAAAGUGAGCUUGGACAUGACAAGGUACGAGUAUUAUACAAUGGGGACAUAUUAUCAUAUGAUCGAUAGGUACAUUCCUGAUAACAGCUCGGCUGAUGAUCAUACUGGAUUGAGGUACGAUUAUGGGAACUUUUAUGCGUCCAAGACAUUCUUUGAUGAGGCAAAGCAGAGGAGGAUUUUGUGGGGUUGGUCAAAUGAAUCCGACACUGUCAAUGAUGAUAAAACUAAGGGUUGGGCUGGCAUUCAAACCAUUCCAAGGGCUCUUUGGCUGGAUCCUAGUGGUAAGCAACUUGUCCAAUGGCCAGUGGAGGAACUAGAAACCUUGAGAGGAAAACAAGUUAAUUUAUAUGACAAAGAACUCAAGUCUGGUGACAUAUAUGAAGUUAAAGGAAUAUCAUCCGCACAGGCAGAUGUGGAGGUUAGCUUUGAGAUUUCUGGGCUGGAUAAAGCAGAGCCCUUUGAAGAAUUCUGGUCUGAUCCACAAGUUCUUUGUGGUCAAAAGGGUGCGGCCGUGGAAGGUGGAGUUGGUCCAUUUGGGCUGCUGGUUCUGGCCUCUGGGGACAGGGAAGAGCAAACUGCUGUUCUUUUCAGAGUAUUCAAAGCUCCCAACAAGCAUGUGGUCCUUAUGUGUCAUGACCCUAGCAAAUCUUCUCUGAGACCAGGUGUGUACAAGCCAAACUUUGCAGGAUUUGUGGAUGUGGAUAUCAACAAGACCAAGAAAAUAUCACUCAGAUCUUUGAUUGAUCACUCUGUGGUAGAGAGCUUUGGAGCUGAAGGAAAAACAUGCAUCACAUCAAGGGUUUAUCCUAGUAAAGCAAUAGGACAAGAUGCACAUCUAUUUGUGUUUAAUAAUGGAUCGGAAGAUGUGCGAAUUACACAGUUGAGUGCAUGGGAGAUGACUACACCACGUAUGAAUUGAUUUUAGGAAGAUUCAUUACAUUGAUUAUUUAGAUUUGUGUUAUUUUUUCCACACAAUAAACCACGUCAGUCAACGAUG
Molecule: messenger RNA, 2797 nt
Organism: Dioscorea cayenensis subsp. rotundata (Guinea yam)
Lineage: Eukaryota; Viridiplantae; Streptophyta; Magnoliopsida; Dioscoreales; Dioscoreaceae
Product: beta-fructofuranosidase, insoluble isoenzyme 3-like
Exons: 9
Coding region: 989-2719 (576 amino acids)
Biological process (GO): carbohydrate metabolic process
Molecular function (GO): hydrolase activity, hydrolyzing O-glycosyl compounds
Source: RefSeq, a predicted model, not a curated record